AGCCUUACCACAACACCAAUCAUUUUCAAUUGAAAGGAUAACAGGAUAGAAGCUUAGAGCAGAGGAAAACUGUGACUCCACUCUACCCACUGAACCCAGAAUGGCUUCAACCUCAACCUCCCUCUCAUUCUUCUCAUCUUCAAUCUUCCUCUCUAACCCUUCAAAACUCAAAGUCCCCACAAAACUCUCUAAUUCUAAUUCAACCCCCUUCUCCGUCGCCUGCAAGCUCGCAACCCUCCCGGUUCUCUCCUUCACCGGCGAGAAAGUCGGCGAGUCCACCCUCGACCUCAAAACCGCCCCACCAAACACCGCACGUGCCGUCGUCCACCGCGCCGUCGUCACCGACCUCCAAAACAAGCGCCGCGGCACCGCCUCCACCAAGAACCGCGCGGAGGUCCGCGGCGGUGGCAAGAAGCCCUACCCUCAGAAGAAGACCGGUCGCGCCCGGCGAGGGUCAAACCGGACUCCGCUUCGUCCCGGCGGAGGUGUCAUCUUCGGCCCGAGGCCGCGUGAUUGGAGUAUCAAGAUUAACCGGAAGGAGAAGAGGCUGGCGAUUUCCACCGCUGUGGCUAGUGCUGCUGCGAAUACUAUCGUGGUGGAGGAUUUUGCGGCGGAGUUUGAAGGGAAGCCGAGGACGAAGGAUUUCAUUGCGGCGUUGAAUCGGUGGGGGCUUGACCCGAAGGAGAAGGCUACGUUUGUGGUGACUGAGUUGUCGAAGAAUGUGGAGCUUUCGAGUAGGAACAUUGGGACUUUGAAGAUUUUGACGCCGAGGACGCUGAAUUUGUAUGAUAUUUUGAAUGCUGAUAAGCUUGUGCUCACACCUGGUGCUGUGGAGUUUUUGAAUCAGAGGUAUGGGGUUAAUAACCAAGACAAUGAUGAUGAAGAAGAUGAAUAUGUUGAAGAAGAGGAAGAAGUAGAAGAAGGUGAAGGUGAAGUGGAUGGUGAAGAAGGACCUGACACAGAGGAUGGUGCUGAUGUGGUGAAUUAAGGGUUUGAAGUCUUCUUUGUACCAUUUUAUAGAGAAAGUUGCUGAUACAGGGGGUGGAAGGUCUGCAGUCAUAUUUUUAUCAAUCUGUAUGUUUGUUUUGCUUUCCAUCACUUAGGAUUGUAAUCCUAGUUAUCUGUUAGGAUAUUUGCCUAUCCCCACUUACAAUCAUAUUAUUUUGUAGCCAACUUUGUGUAAUUUCAUUGAAUCUAUUUUGUUUCUUGUAGUCUCUUUUGUGCAAAUGCAUGUAUAUUGAGAAGUAGAUUCUUUAA
Molecule: messenger RNA, 1257 nt
Organism: Lotus japonicus
Lineage: Eukaryota; Viridiplantae; Streptophyta; Magnoliopsida; Fabales; Fabaceae
Product: 50S ribosomal protein L4, chloroplastic
Exons: 2
Coding region: 101-988 (295 amino acids)
Biological process (GO): translation
Cellular component (GO): ribosome
Molecular function (GO): structural constituent of ribosome
Source: RefSeq, a predicted model, not a curated record